This is a messenger RNA of Brassica rapa (field mustard), 2036 nucleotides long. Its product is annotated as glycerophosphodiester phosphodiesterase GDPD6. Gene Ontology annotation, molecular function: glycerophosphodiester phosphodiesterase activity. The record is from RefSeq and is a predicted model, not a curated record. NCBI's taxonomy places the organism in Eukaryota, Viridiplantae, Streptophyta, Magnoliopsida, Brassicales, Brassicaceae. Gene Ontology annotation, cellular component: vacuole. Gene Ontology annotation, biological process: lipid metabolic process.
UUUGUCUUUUUUUUUUUUGGUUAUGUCUCUCUCUUCAGAAACUAGUGAGAGCACUUGGGGUGUUUGCAGGAGGAAUCUUCUUCAUGCGUAACUAUGGUGAUCUCAUCAUGGCUGUCUGAAGAAACCUGAAAAUAACAAUGGAGGAGAGCAGGAGGAAUCUUCUUGUCUAAGACUUGAUGGUCUUGUUUCUGAUUUCACCAAUGUGAUAUAAGCAUCUAAGCUCAAGAUUUGUUUUUUUGUUCACAGUGAUUGGGAUUCUAUGAUAUGCUAAAGAAUUAAAUUUUUCAUUCACAAGUUGCGUUUUCAUCUAUUCACAAAGCUUAUGAUAUCUUUCUUUGUUCACAUUAAUAUCUAAAAUUUAACCAGGAUUUGUAAUCAUAAAUUCAAGUAAAAGGAAUAUUCUUUCAAAAACCAAAGAGUUUCUCUAUAUUCUAGGCCUAGUCGUAUUUUACACUGCAUCUUGGAAUAUACUUUAUUUGUUCUUUAGAUACGCUCCUAUAAUCUAUAUAAUGUUGAAUAUUGAGAACGUUUUGAGAGAAUUCAAGGUUGUAUUUGGAGGAGCUCUUAGGCGUAAUUCUCAGCCAUGGUCGUCAAGUGUCAGUUUCAAAGCCUCCACCAUGAUAUCUUCUUGUCGUUGCUUUCUUUGUUUAUUGUUUUUCUUGUGUCACUUUUUAGUGAGAUUUAGUGUAUGUUCUUUUGCAGGUUGUCUACCGUUGCUUUUACUGUCAUUGUUGAUUGCUGAAUGUGCCUCAAGGCCAUUGUAUACUCUCCCAAGUCUAGCAAAAGCUGGAACUAAGAAACCGCUUCAGACUUCUCGUCCAUUCAAUGUUGCACACCGAGGAGCAAACGGCGAGUUCCCUGAAGAAACUGCUCCUGCUUAUAUGGUAUUGCAUCCCUUCACUAAACUUUGUCCUGUUUCUUUAAGACCUAUGUAUCUUUUAUUGCAGAGGGCGAUUGAGGAAGGUGCAGAUUUCAUAGAAUCAGACAUUCUAUCUACCAAAGACGGUGUUCUGAUAUGUCAUCACGAUGUUAAUCUCGAUGAUACAACUGAUGUUGCUGACCACAAGGAGUUUGCUGACCGUAAGAGAACUUAUGAAGUCCAAGGGAUGAACAUGACCGGCUUCUUCACUGUUGAUUUUACUCUGGAGGAGCUGAAAACACUUGGAGCUAAGCAGAGGUAUCCUUUCAGGGAUCAACAGUACAAUGGUAAGUUCCCUAUUAUUACUUUGGAUGAGUAUAUAGCAAUAGCACUGGAUGCACCUAGAGUUGUUGGGAUAUAUCCAGAGAUCAAGAACCCUGUUUUCAUCAAUCAACAAGUGAAAUGGGCUGAUGGUAAAAAGUUUGAGGAUAAGAUUGUGGCAACUUUGAAGAAAUAUGGAUACAAAGGCUCAUAUAUGUCUAAAGACUGGCUAAAACAGCCAAUAUUCAUUCAGUCUUUUGCUGCAACUUCUCUAGUUUACAUUUCCAACAUGACAGACUCACCAAAGGUGUUCUUGAUUGAUGAUGUCACUAUCCUAACUGAAGACACUAAUAAGACAUACGCUGAGAUUACAUCAGACAAAUAUUUAGAUUACAUUAAACCAUAUGUGGUUGGGAUUGGUCCAUGGAAAGAUACUAUUGUUCCUGUGGAUAAUAACCGUCUGACCACACCAACGGAUUUGGUUGCAAGAGCUCAUUCACGUAACCUUCAGGUGCAUCCAUACACGUACCGUAACGAGAACCAGUUUCUGCAUUCCGGGUUUCAUCAAGAUGCGUAUUUGGAGUAUGAUUAUUGGAUCAACAAGAUUGGUGUUGAUGGUUUGUUCACUGACUUCACUGGAAGUCUCCACAAUUUCCAGGAGUUGACUGCUCCUUUGCCUAAGCUUCAGUGAUUGGCUCUUUAUGUUUUGCCUUAUCAAGUUAGUUAAUCUUCUGUUAGGUAUUUUUGUAGAAUCCUUUGAACUUUUCAUUCUCUUCAGUUUAAUAAAAAGAAGCAACUGCUUCUAUGUUGUUCACAAUGCCUUUGGAAUAACAGUCUAUAGAUGAUUGUUGAAAAA